AUUUCACUCACUAUCUGUACGCAAACAACAUGCUUCGAUAUAUCGAAGGCUAUGUUCAGAAGGUGAAUCCCGGGAAUGCUCCAUUGGUAGUGGGGCAAUUACUUGAUGAUGAAUGCCCUGAAGAUUUUAUCAAGGGUUUGAUCCUCUCUGUUCGUUCUCUCCUCCCUGUUGAGCCUUUGGUUGAUGAAUGUGAGAAGAGGUUUGUUUUUCAUAUCCUCCCAGUUUACUUAUUCACAUGAGUGAAGGUAGCCAAGAUGUGCAUGUCCAUAAUGCUCUUGGUAAAAUCAUCAUUGACAGCAACAACAAUCCUGAGCAUUUCCUUACUACCAACCCAUUUUACGACUCUCGUGUUGUGGGUAAAUAUUGUGAAAAGCGGGAUCCUACACUUGCUGUUGUUGCUUACAGACGUGGGCAGUGUGACUAUGAACUUAUUAACGUCACUAACAAGAAUUCGUUAUUCAAGCUGCAAGCUAGGUAUGUGGUUGAGAGAAUGGAUGGUGAUCUAUGGGAUAAAGUUCUUCAGCCCGAGAAUGAAUAUAGAAGGCAACUCAUUGACCAAGUGGUUUCGACUGCAUUACCUGAGAGCAAGAGCCCCGAGCAAGUGUCUGCUGCUGUUAAGGCUUUCAUGACUGCUGACCUGCCACAUGAACUGAUUGAGCUUCUUGAAAAGAUUGUUCUUCAGAAUUCUGCUUUCAAUGGAAAUUUCAAUCUGCAGAACCUGCUCAUCUCGACUGCUAUCAAAGCAGAUCCAUCUAGAGUCAUGGACUAUGUCAACAGACUUGAUAACUUCGAUGGGCCUGCUGUUGGAGAAGUUGCUAUUGAAGCACAACUGUAUGAGGAGGCUUUCGCUAUAUUCAAGAAGUUCAACUUAAAUGUGCAGGCUGUCGAUGUUCUCUUGAACAACAUCCGGAGCAUAGAAAGAGCUGAGGAAUUUGCUUUCCGUGUUGAAGAAGAUGUUGUUUGGAGCCAGGUUGCCAAAGCCCAGUUACGUGAAGGUCUGGUCAGUGAAGCAAUUGAGUCCUUCAUUCGUGCAGAUGAUGCUGCACACUUCCUUGAUGUUAUCCGUGCAGCCGAGGAAGCUAAUGUGUACAAUGAUUUAGUGAAGUAUCUUCUGAUGGUAAGGCAAAAGGCACGGGAACCCAAAGUCGAUGGAGAACUCAUUUUUGCAUAUGCUAAGAUUGACAGGCUCAGUGAUAUUGAGGAAUUCAUUCUUAUGCCAAAUGUUGCCAACCUUCAAAAUGUUGGUGACUGUCUGUAUGACGAAGAACUAUAUGAAGCUGCAAAAAUCAUCUAUGCUUUCAUCUCAAACUAGGCUAAAUUGGCUGUUACCCUGGUUAAGCUGAAGCAGUU
This is a messenger RNA of Zea mays, 1350 nucleotides long. Its product is annotated as clathrin heavy chain 1. The transcript is spliced from 3 exons. NCBI's taxonomy places the organism in Eukaryota, Viridiplantae, Streptophyta, Magnoliopsida, Poales, Poaceae. Bases 236 to 1312 code for a protein of 358 amino acids. Gene Ontology annotation, biological process: receptor-mediated endocytosis; intracellular protein transport. The record is from RefSeq and is a predicted model, not a curated record. Gene Ontology annotation, cellular component: plasma membrane; plasmodesma; Golgi apparatus. Gene Ontology annotation, molecular function: clathrin light chain binding.